UAUUAGAAUCUGUAAUGGAGUGCAGCUGUAGGAAGGAUAGUCAUGGCGUCGAAAUCGUUGAUCGGUGGCUCAAAGAAGAGGAACUAACAAGCAUUACUUCUUUCACUGAGUUAAUGUUGGUUAAAUUUACAAUGCAUCUUUGCAAUAUAUAAUUACUGUUUUACCUUCUGCGGCACACAUCAUUGAAAUUGAAGACAAUGACGACAUAGCCGCUCCAUCCAUGGAUAGAAGAUGGUUGUGUUCCUAAUUCUGCUAUUGAUUGAAGGAUGAGCAUGGAUCGAUUCGUCUACAACCCGAAUGCAGAUCCACAAUCCAGCGAUGCCUUUUCCGGGACUCUUGAAAUCCAUGUCCAUCAUGCCAGGAAUAUACACAACAUAUGCAUCUAUGACAACCAGGAUGUGUAUGCAAAGUUCUCCCUUACCUAUAAUCCGGACGAGACCUUCUCCACAAGGAUCAUCAAUGGCGGGGGGAAGAACCCCGAAUUCAAUGAGGACUUGUUGGUCACAAUCAACCAGGCUGAUGCUGUCCUGAAAUGUGAGAUAUGGAUGAUGAGCAGGGCCAAGAGUUACAUGGAUGAUCAGCUGCUCGGCUUCGCCUUGGUCCCGAUUACUUCAGUUUCUGGAAAAGGGAAAGUGACUCAGGACUUUUCUCUUUCGUCGACUGACCUGUUUCACUCCCCUGCCGGUACUAUCAAAUUAUCGCUUUCGCUAAAUGCAGAAACUCCCCUGAAUCUCCCGUCGGAUUCUUACCAUGAUCUGGCGGUUGAUACUUCUGCAACGUCGAAACUUUUGCUGGAUAAAAGUAUCGUACCUGAAGAAUACUCGAGGCUGGAAUUCCCUGACAUGAACGUAGUCGCCGAAAACCAUCUCAUGGUAUCUGAAGUCUUUGCUAAAAACAAAAACCUUUGGCAGCCAUGGCUGGGGAAACCUGAUGGAUCAUUUCUGCAUCUUGGAGCUUCUCCGGACUCUGUCGAAGACUGUGAAAUGGCAGGCAAUUCAUCGGACGAAUUCCAGGCCGAUGAGUCAGUGUCGCCUAAUGGAAGCCUCCACAACUCCAGCUUUCUCAGCUCCACCAUGACAAGCUUAAGCGACGACCCGAAUUCAGCUGCCGAUUCAAUGGAGCAGAAAAAGGGUCGCACCUACACAGAUUUCUCGACAUCCCCGACUGAUAAACAGUCGCCUGUGAUCAUCACAGACACUGCGUCGCUGAAGAAGAUCCCGGCAAAAUCCCAUCUGGAAAUGGCGGAGGAAAGCGAGAAGAAACCAUCCCCGCCUAUCGGGUUGGCAAGAAACUUGAAGACGGAGGCGGAGGAGUCGGCAAUGCAGCAACAGAUAGUUGAUAUGUACAUGAGGAGCAUGCAGCAGUUCACUGAAUCCCUGGCCAAAAUGAAGCUGCCGAUGGAUCUGGACAAGCCUCAUGCCCAGAUUCAUGGCCCCGACAAGAAGGUUGACGACAACGACGACGACGAUGUCGAGAAUAAUAAGAAGAAGGUUAAGGACAAUUCCAGGGUGUUCUAUGGUAGCAGGGCAUUUUUCUAGCAGUUGGAAUUUGUUGAUGAUGUUUCGAUUUUUUCACUACUAUUAGUACUCUUACUUCUCGAAUGUUUUUCCAGUUUUGGUAUCACAAUUCACACACAUAUUAUAUAUAUGUACGUAUAUGUGCAUUGUGCCUAACUCUAUAGAAGAAGAUGUAAUUGAAUUGAAUUACUAGUAUUUUAGUGUAAGAAUAGUAAUUGUAAUUGUUGCAUGUAACUGCUUUGUCGUUAUUUGUAUUUAUAUAUAUUAGUAAUAUUUGUUUUGAAGUA
Molecule: messenger RNA, 1804 nt
Organism: Andrographis paniculata
Lineage: Eukaryota; Viridiplantae; Streptophyta; Magnoliopsida; Lamiales; Acanthaceae
Exons: 4
Coding region: 267-1538 (423 amino acids)
Source: RefSeq, a predicted model, not a curated record